UGUGGGCAGCAUGUGCAACACGAUUGGGGCACUCCUCGCCAAGCAGCUUGCCAUCCAGGUCUUCACAGGGGCGUACAUGGCUGCUGUCGACAUCAUUCACUUCCUGCUGACUCUUUUUCCUGUCUGUGCAUCUGACCCCAGACCCACACCAGCUUCGCCCGGCAGGAGGAAGAGGAGGAGGAGACAGGUGAGGAGCAGCCUCCUUGCACUCGCUCUGCCCUUGUGCACAGGUCCUGGCUGGUAUGUCCUGGUGAUGGCCACCUCAUCCUCCCCCGAGGAGUUCCACGGCGCCCAGAGGAGACUGCUGGGGACGGCACUUCAGGAGAAUAUGGAAGUGCUGGGCUUUGCUCUGGGGAUGCUCGCUGCACUUGUCGCCUUCACGGCCAGGAUCCCUGCGCUGUCUGGAGCGUGCAGAGGGAGGCUGUCUCCAGUGACCCAGCACUGGGCCAGCAUCUCCUCAGCCCUGGCCAGCGUCCUGUAUGCAGCAGCCAUUGUGACUCAUGACCAGCGGCCCGCGUAUUUUAUGAGAGCCAUGCCCUGGCUCCUGCUUUCCCUGGGCUCUGCUGCGCUUGACGUGGCUAUCACCUGUCUGUCCUGCUUGAUGAAAAGCCAGAUGAGCCAGCGGCUGGGCCUUGUGGCUGAGGCAACAGAGACCCCGGCCACUUGGGAGCUGCUGACACAGGCAGAGGAGGAGGAGGAAGAGGAAGAGCGGACAGGAACCGAAGAAGGAAAGGCCCCCAACUGGCUGCCGCUGAACAUGUUCUCGGAGCCCAAGUCGCUCCACGAGGGGGCUGCAGUUGGCCGCUGCCUGGAUCUCACCAUCGAGCAGGUGCAGCAGGCCUCUCCUCCAAGGGUUUCUGGUCCUCCUGCUGUGCCCCUUGAUUCUACGUUGGUAAAUCCUGCUCCCUGUUACGUCCAGGCUGGCCGUGGUGCAGUGCGGCUGCCGGGAGAUGGACAGAUGAGUGCUGCCGACCCCACUCUGCCAGAGCCCCCUGCCUACCCUCCAGUCCAGGUCAUCCACGCCAAGCUCUCCCCCUCCAGCUCCUCAUACGUCUCCUCCAUUAGCUCCGAGCUCGAGUGGGACUUCGGAGACAUGAAUCUUCAGUGGAACAGAAACAGCACCGAGGCACCGAACCUCCAGCCCGGCAGCAGCUCAGUGCUGAACACAGGCUUCGGUUCAACGUGA
Messenger RNA from Chelonoidis abingdonii (Abingdon island giant tortoise), 1186 nucleotides. NCBI's taxonomy places the organism in Eukaryota, Metazoa, Chordata, Testudines, Testudinidae. The record is from RefSeq and is a predicted model, not a curated record.